Messenger RNA from Pestalotiopsis fici W106-1, 3675 nucleotides. RefSeq lists its product as uncharacterized. The transcript is spliced from 2 exons. The coding region runs from base 1 to 3675 and encodes 1224 amino acids. Lineage: Eukaryota; Fungi; Ascomycota; Sordariomycetes; Amphisphaeriales; Sporocadaceae. The record is from RefSeq and is a predicted model, not a curated record.
AUGACUGCUCCAACUUUGACUGUGACGGCAGCUCCAACCGUCCACAAGUCACAGUCCUUCUCAUGCCAACCAAAGUCGCAGGCAAAUCCCGGUCAUGCACAGCCGCAGCCGACGGAUUCUUCUGCUUCUUCCUCCUCUCUUUUUCUCAAUGAUCAGCAACAGCAGCAACAAAAUCGUCUAACCUCCAAAAGUCUUUCCAAUCUACCAGCAGCCACAGCCGCAGCCUUCGACUUUGACUUGCCCUCGUUGGACUUUGAUACCGGCAUUGACUUCGACCCAACAUUGCCCGUAAGCCGAAAGCUGCAGCUUAGCCCCAAUGAGAAGACUACACUCGCUCCAAACGCUGCGAAUCUCGAGGGUCCGCGGCCCCGGACAGACAAGAUGGGGAGGAGGAAGUCAAUUUUAGGACGCCCGCAUUCGUGGGUGCCGACCUCCAAAGCCACAGCCGACACUCGGCCUGCAAGCGAAAAGUCAACUGAACCCAAUGGUGGCCAUGUGAAGACGACCGAGACUCAGGAUCAGAAUAAUAAUAAAAAGGAAGCUCCUGGUUCUGGACUCUUGCAGCUGCCCCCCGAACGAACUGGCGGCGCUCUGUCCUCCCUUGCGAGACGCUCAUGGAUUUCUUCGUCAAAGACACCUUCGCCCUCGGCCAAUGCAACUGAGUCCUCAGACUACGUGAGCCAUGCAUCGCGCGAGCGUUCCCUGAGUACAUCGUCAAAUAAGCUCAAGAAGCUCACGCGCAAGCGACAAGGCUCUACCAAUGACAACGAAGGCAGCAAAUCCUCCGACUCCCUGGGCAAACUCGGGUCGUAUCUGGGGAAAAUGAAGCAGCGCCCUCAGAAUGGCCUGUCCAAGGGUGCGGCGCAACAUGAUACUGAUAGUGCGGCAUCCUCGAUUACAAGCAGUGCACCCGCCUCGACAGCCACGAGACCUUCCAAUGCGGCAUCGGACAAUACGUUUCCAUCUGUUGUUGUAGAGGAGGUAGCCCGGCCACCGACUGCACAAGCGCGCGAUCCUCUUUGGUCCGUCUUCAAGAACCUCGAGUCUGAAUAUGCAAAAUUCCAGGCCAAGAAGCCAGCAGAGAAGAUGAGGCAUGUGCGGACGGUACUGAUCCCUUUUCUGCGAGGUCACGCUUCUCAUCCUUCGACCAAGAAAUUGACUUUGGAACAUGUCGAGCAAAGGGCCAAUAUUCUCCACAAGUGGUGGAACGGAUUACUGGAACUGCUCGAUGGGCCUUCACAAGGAGCUGUGCCGGGCACCGACCGACCGACCUUGCACGAGGUGACUACGCUUGUCAUGAUGCGGCCAGAGUGGCGAUUGAACACGCCCUAUUUCCGACCAUUAUCAGAACGGAACCUGGGGGAAGCUUCGAAGCGCAGAGGACAGCCGCAGUCUGCCAACGCAGCCAACGACUCAGAAGGUUCUGUAGACUCUGACUUCAUCGCCGAGUCUGCAGAACACAAUGUGCGGACCAUGUUUACAUCCAACCUGAUGCGACAGAUGGCGAUUGUGGUGGACAAGAUGUCACAGCGUCACAUGCCGUGGAGUAUGAUCAACUUUGCCGGAAAAGCCUGCGCCUAUGCCUUCUUCUUUGUCCCAGGAGUUGCCGAUGUCCUGGUGAGCCUAUGGUCUUUGACGGCUGACUUGAUGCGACGCGUGGCAGACGAAUUCCAUGUCCAGCGACGAGGCAAAGGCGAGAGCGAUGAUAUUGUGGCCCUCUUCCCGCCUAAUCUGAACAGGCUGAGCUGGACCUCUGUCAAGGGCAUGGCGCGCAUACUACGAGAGCCCACGAAACUUCCCCAUGCCGCAGCAAAGAUCAACUGGAAUGGACCGUGGAUGGCCAGAUGGCGUGGCCGUGAUACUGACCUCUUCUUCAUCUUUUGCAAGUAUUAUUUCAUACUUGCGGAAGAGUUCAUACCUUCAGAGCUUGCUCUGGUGGAAAAGAGCCGAAUCCCAGCGUUUGUGCUGGUAAAUGCCCAGAUUCUCUCGGCACUCGAUUCAACAGUUCAUCGACAAGCAGCUUUCAACAACGCCAUGGCAUUCCCUUCUGCAGAUGGGAUCGAUGCUACUGCCACCGCACUACCAAUCGCGCCGAACAAUAACGUAAUGAAAGGAAUGACCGAGAACCGACUGAUUGUGCUACUCAAGGACUUUCUAUCGGCCAGCUCAGUAGCUUUCAUGGCCGCUCGCCAUACGUUUGCUGAGGCUUUCAUGGCUUUGAUGAAGGCAUCUGCGAAGCGCACAUCACUUUUUGAUCAUAAUGCUUGUUUUACACUGUGCGACUUCCUCGAAGAAUCUUUGGUUGCCUACGAUGGUUACGUCGACGUACACAGACCGACCUUGGAAUACAUUGACUGGCCCUUUUGGAUUGAUGUUUGCAGGAAGAUGAUGGCUUCUAGUAAUGCCGGUUCCGAGGUUCGCGUACUAUCGCUUGUCUUUUCAAUUUGGGACGCCAUUGUCAGUAAUCCGAGCCGGAAAGAGCUGGUCUGCUUGGACUGGCUUCUACAGGAGGAUAUUUUCUACAAAUGGUUCAAUAAUUGGUGCCCCAUGGUCCGAGCAUACUACAUGCGUCUCGUGUGUUGGCGAAUGUGUCGGAAUACUGGGAGCCCAUCAGAGCUUGAUACCAAAAUCUUCGCAGUGGUCAACAGUCGACUGAAGACUGUCUGGUCCCACUAUAUUUGGCUAAAGCAGGAAGCAGAUUCGAAAGGCAAGGUUCCUCCCUCGACAGCUCCAUGUUGGCCGACUCCCGGAAAGCGCUUUGUCAUUAUUCGAACAGAGGUGCCGGCUGCCCAAUCGGGACUGAUGUUGGGCUUUGAUUCAUUUUCAACGCCCAUGGGACCUUUGGAAACUGCUGUGAGCCCGCCAAGCCCCCGGGGCUCAGCAGAGAUGUCAGCGGUCGAGCCGGCUGCAUACAAGAAGAAAUGGAACCUAUUCGGAAAGGUUCUUUCGUUUGGAAGUACAAGUGGUCCCAAUGAUUUGGAGACUAUCAGGCGCGAAACCGCAGCGGCACGCAAGCACUCAGCGCCUCCAAAGUCGAGCGAAACGCCUACUCCUCCAGCAUCUGACACGGACAGCCUAGGUUCAUCGCCAACUUAUGAAGCACUCCAAUAUGUAUUCCGUUUCACUCUGCAAUGGCAUUCACAGGGAGCGACGGCCCCACUGGGUAGAAUCCUGACACGGCCUCGACUACCAGCACCCGCUCAAUCAUGCAUUAAUGCGCAGGCAAACCAGGGAGAUGGAAGCCCACCGCCACUGCCCGCGAGCAGGCCGGCUCCCACGAGAGCAUUUUCGGGAAGUGCCAAUAGUGGCCUCAUCGACGCUGCCAAAAAUGCCAAUCCUGGGGAUGUUUCGCCCACAACCGUCAGGACAAUGAUGCAGUACGCCGAUGAUGACAUUUCAGUGUCACUCAGCCCUAUCGAACAAAGAAGCAGCAAUGGCCAGUCGCCAUGGUCUGCCCCCCAGAUAGCAACUUCGGAAACCCUCGUCGGUCCUGUGAAACCAAUGGGAAUCUAUAUGCAGUCGUCGACCUACGCAGGUCGUGCUCUUGCAGAAUGGAGCACAGUGGUGGCCGAGUGCAACAGCUUCGUCGACCGAAGACGCGAGGAAGGUGUACUCAGUCUUGAAGAUGUCGAGGUCCCUGCAUUGGGCGUGGAGGGUUUUAGAAAGAUUGGCUAG